This is a messenger RNA of Emiliania huxleyi CCMP1516, 1587 nucleotides long. RefSeq lists its product as hypothetical. Gene Ontology annotation, molecular function: ATP binding; heat shock protein binding; ATP hydrolysis activity. The transcript is spliced from 8 exons. NCBI's taxonomy places the organism in Eukaryota, Haptophyta, Isochrysidales, Noelaerhabdaceae. The record is from RefSeq and is a predicted model, not a curated record. Bases 1 to 1587 code for a protein of 528 amino acids. Gene Ontology annotation, cellular component: endoplasmic reticulum chaperone complex; endoplasmic reticulum lumen; nucleus. Gene Ontology annotation, biological process: protein refolding; cellular response to unfolded protein; endoplasmic reticulum unfolded protein response.
AUGAGGCUCCUCAUAACGCUCAUCCCGCUUCUCGCCGCGGCGGCGACCGCCGAGGAGGCGGAGGCCGUCGGUCCCGUCAUCGGCAUCGACCUCGGCACUACCUAUUCCUGCGUCGGAGUCUACCGGAAGGGCAAGGUGGAGAUCAUCGCCAACGAGCAGGGGAACCGAGUGACGCCGUCGUGGGUGGCGUUCACCGACGACGGCGAGCGGCUGGUCGGCGACGCCGCGCGCUCGCAGUCGUCGCUCAACCCGGUAAACACGAUUUACGACGCGAAGCGGCUCAUCGGCAGAGGCUUCCGUGACGAGGAGGUGCAGAAGGACGCGGAGCACUGGCCGUUCAAGGUUGUGGCGACGGCGGAGGGCAAGCCCGCGGUCGAAGUUGCGGCGGGCGGCGCCACCAAGCGCCUCCUCCCUCAGGAGAUCUCGGCGAUGGUGCUCGGGAAGAUGAAGGGCGUCGCAGAGGCGUUCCGCGCGGCAAGGGAGGAGGUGCGCAACGCGGUGGUGACCGUCCCCGCCUACUUCAACGACGCGCAGCGCCAGGCGACCAAGGACGCCGGCACCAUCGCUGGGCUGAAUGCGCUCGCGUACGGCCUCGACCGCUCGAGCGACUCGGGCGCGAACGUGCUCGUGUUUGACUUGGGAGGAGGAACGUUCGACGUGUCGCUCCUCUCCAUCGAUGCGGGCGUCUUCGAGGUUCUCGCCACGGCGGGCGACACACACCUCGGGGGCGAGGACCUAGACAACCGGCUCGUCGAGUACCUGCUCGGCCUGCACGCAAGGAAGCACCCCGGCGCGACGGUGACCUCCCCCUCCGCCAAGGCGAGGCUGCGGCGCGAGGCGGAGCGGACGAAGCGCGCGCUGUCGUCGGAGAGUUCUGCGCGCGUCGAGGUCGAGUCGCUCGCGGCGGGGCGAGACUUUUCGGAGACGGUGACCCGCGCCAAGUUUGAGGAGCUGUGUGCGGACCUCUUCAAGGCGACCCUUGCACCGGUGCAGCGCGUGCUGACGGACGCAAGGGUGAGCAAGCGCGAGGUGGACGAGAUCGUCCUGGUCGGCGGCUCGACUCGCAUCCCAAAGGAGCCGAGCACGGCCGUCAAUGCUGACGAGGCGGUCGCUUACGGCGCUGCGGUGCAGGCGGGCGUUCUCUCCGGAGAGCGCGACAAGGUGACGGAGGAGCUGCUGCUGCUGGACGUUACGCCACUGACCCUCGGCCUCGAGGUCAUCCCGCGCAACACCGUCGUGCCGGCGAGCGCGAGCAAGACCUACACCAACCAAGAGGACGGCCAGGCGGCCGUCUCAAACAAGGUGUUCGAGGGAGAACGGCAGCUGACGAGGGACAACCGCCUCCUCGGCCAGUUCGAACUCUCCGGCUUCCCCCCGAUGCCAAAGGGCUCCGCGCAGAUCGAGGCGUCCGUGACGUUUGACAUCGACGCGAAUGGGAUCCUCGCUGUGAGCGCGCGCGAGCACACGUCGGGCGUCAACGCAAAGAUUACAAUCACAAACUCGGACAAGCUCAACCAAGACGAGAUCGAGAGGCCCGUGGCGCGGGGCGGGAGGGGCUGUGAAUUGGCCACGAAUGACCGAGAGUGA